AUGAGUGAAGAAGGAAAGGCUAUUCUCUUACUAAUUCCUUACCCUGGUGACAAAGAUAAAAGUGGACUUAGCCUUGCAAACACUGCAACGACGAUAAUUGCCGAUGAGUCGAAGGCGAACCACGCAGAAGGAGCAGAUGCUGCGGUGGCCACACGUGGCAGUUGGUUUAUAAUGGUUUCACGGGGGUCGCAGUCGCAGAAUGUCACAGUCACGAUUCUCAUGAAGCAAGAUUUUCAUUAA
Messenger RNA from Ilex paraguariensis (yerba mate), 240 nucleotides. Lineage: Eukaryota; Viridiplantae; Streptophyta; Magnoliopsida; Aquifoliales; Aquifoliaceae. The record is from the annotation of a GenBank genome assembly.